AUGGGGCUCAGGGGCCAGUUCCCCUGGGACAUUAAAAACUACACAAGUCUAACAGGGUUAGACCUCUCGAAUAAUGUACUUUCAGGACCCCUCCUAUUUGACAUAGUAGAGUUAGUCCCGUCUCUCACAAGCUUUGACCUCUCAAUCAACAGAUUUUCUUGCGAAAUCCCAAAGAACUUUGUCAAUUGCAGUUAUCUAAAUGUCCUUAAACUUGACCAAAACCAACUAACUGGUGAAAUCCCUCCCAAAUUAGGCAUCCCUGGUCGUAUUAAAACUUUUGGUGUCUUUAACAAUAUGUUGUCAGGGGUUGUCCCUUACUUUGUCGAUACCAAUGUUCUAGCCGAUUGCUUUGCUAACAAUAAGGAACUUUCACAAACACCUUAA
This is a messenger RNA of Quercus robur (English oak), 384 nucleotides long. RefSeq names its product probably inactive leucine-rich repeat receptor-like protein kinase At5g48380. The record is from RefSeq and is a predicted model, not a curated record. Lineage: Eukaryota; Viridiplantae; Streptophyta; Magnoliopsida; Fagales; Fagaceae. The transcript has a single exon. Bases 1 to 384 code for a protein of 127 amino acids. Gene Ontology annotation, molecular function: protein binding.